Pomacea canaliculata is the source of this 2633-nucleotide messenger RNA. Its product is annotated as sphingomyelin phosphodiesterase-like. Gene Ontology annotation, biological process: ceramide biosynthetic process; sphingomyelin catabolic process. NCBI's taxonomy places the organism in Eukaryota, Metazoa, Mollusca, Gastropoda, Architaenioglossa, Ampullariidae. The record is from RefSeq and is a predicted model, not a curated record. Gene Ontology annotation, cellular component: lysosome. The transcript is spliced from 14 exons. Gene Ontology annotation, molecular function: acid sphingomyelin phosphodiesterase activity. Bases 227 to 2158 code for a protein of 643 amino acids.
AGGCUUUGCAGCUUUUUAGUCGAGGUCGAUCAAAGAUACAUGUAUCUGGUUUAAUUAAUGCUAGAAGUUUAGCAGGUUAUCAGCAGAUCAGGUGGCCUGACAAGAUACACAGUGCGUGGCAUUAGUGUCGUCGUCGUAAAGUAAAGAAAAAUAGAUGAUCAGAUUUAUUCAGCAGUGACCAGGAAGAUUAUCAUUUAAAGCUGAGAAAUUUAGAUAUCUUUUCAUCAUGAAGCUACAGGGCCUUUUAAACCACAUCAUGUUUAUUCUGUUUGGGCUCCUUCAUGUUCUACAUUCAAGUUCAUCCAUUCCACUAAAGUUCAAGAGUAUGAUGGACAUCGAGGCAGGCAAUGUUCCUCAACAUUCCAAACCUAACUACCUUGCUGACUUUUCCUCAAGGCAGCAGUAUACAAAAAAAGAAUCAUAUUCCUUCCAAUCAGCUUAUUCUAUAUUAAAUCAGAAAAAAUUGCUUUUAACCUCAGUGGAACCUCAACUGCAGGUGAUGAAGGAACUCCAGGCAAUGACAUGUAUUCUUUGCAAAGGGAUAGUGUACCUUGUUCAGACCCAGGCAGCAAAAGGAUCAACCAAAGAAGAGAUUGCCAAGAUUAUAACAAAAGUCUGCAUUUUUUUUCGAAUAGAAGAUGAGAGAGUGUGCAUUGGUAUUGUCAGUGUGUUCCAGGAUGAAGUGCUUACUGUUUUGGAUGAUUUGGCACUUAGCCCAGAGGAAGUGUGUGGAGUUUUGGUGGGAAAAGACUGUGGCAUUCCAUACAACCCUCUUAAUAGCUGGAAUAUCUCUUUACCUAACACACCAAAGCCUCCUGUUGUGCCACACACAUUACCAAAGCCUGGCUCCCCAUCUGUACGAGUCCUCCAUCUGACAGACAUUCAUCUAGACAAGGUGUACCAACCUGGUUCAAAUGCUGUCUGCAAUGAACCACUCUGUUGCCAUGUUGACGAUGGCUUACCAGCACCAGGAACACCUGGUGCUGGUCAUUAUGGAGACUACCGCAGUUGUGACACCCCACCAUGGACAUUGGAAGGACUUUUCAGUCAUCUGGUGUCUAAGCAAGAGCAGUUUGACUACAUUAUUUGGACUGGGGAUCUGCCAUCUCACACUGUAUGGAACCAAACUCGAGCUGGUCAGACCUCCCUCCUAACGUCCCUCACAGACCUCCUUGUCAAGUACUUUCCAAAUAAAAGGAUUUUUCCUGCUCUUGGUAACCAUGAGAGUGCCCCAGUCAACAGCUUCCCUCCAAACUUUGUAACUGGAAACCAGUCCAUUUCCUGGCUUUAUGAUUCUCUUGUUGAGUCCUGGAAAGCUUGGCUGCCUGAAGAGACUUAUUCCACAAUUAAACAAGGAGCUUUCUACACUAUUAGUCCGUUUCCUGGUUUCCGAAUAAUUUCCCUCAACAUGAAUGACUGCAAUAACCAGAACUGGUGGUUGUUGCUGAAUACUACAGACCCCAAUGGGCAGCUUGAAUGGCUGGCACAGACAUUGCAAUUUGCUGAAGAUAAAAAAGAAAAGGUACAUAUCAUUGGUCAUAUACCACCAGGUGUUUCUGAUUGCCUGGAAGCCUGGAGCUACAAUUAUUACAUGCUCAUUGACAGGUAUGAGAGUACAGUUACAGGCCAGUUCUUUGGCCACACACACUUUGAUCAUUUUGAAAUUUUCUACGAUCAAGCAACACUGAAGAGACCUACAAAUGUGGCAUACAUCAGCCCCAGUGUUACACCCUUCUCUGACCUGAACAUGGGUUACCGAAUUUUUAUUAUUGAUGGCAACUACACAGGCAGUUCUUGGGAAGUACUUGAUCAUGCGACUUUCAUACUGAACCUCACAGCUGCAAAUGCACAGCCUUUAGCCAACCCAGAAUGGCAGCUUGAGUAUACAGCUAAGGCAGCCUAUAGCAUGAAAUCAUUGUUUCCAGAAGACUGGGACAACCUAAUCACAAAAAUGAAGAACAAUGACACACUUCUGCAAACUUUUAACAGGUAUUACUACAAGUCUCAUGCAGAAGACAGAUGCGAUGAUACUUGUCGAAAAUCUUUGCUGUGUGGCCUAAAAAGUGGACGCUCUCACAGUCCCGAACUGUGUUCAGACCUGGGCAUAAGCAGCCUCCAAGAAUUCCAAUACCUGACUACACUGAAGAAAGUGUGCUGAGCAUCAUGCUUUGAGCUUUGUAUUGUUUUCAGGCACACAUACCUGCAUCGUGUGUUAAUACUCAGUCAAUUUUUUUCUCAACAUAACAUUAAAUUAAGAAAGCUUUUACUCAGUUUACAUUAUGGCUUUUUCAAAACACUUUUUAUGAGCAGCAAGUAUAUAUUUGCAUUAAUGAACCAACAGACUCAUCAGAACUAGAGAAUGGUUGUUAAAUGUGAAAAUGGGUGUUGCAAAGUGCUUGUUAAGGCCUUUUUACCCUCCUGAGAAAUGUAUUUUCUCCAUGGCUUGCGUCAACAUCCAUUUCUGUAUUUAACUGUGAUAUUGUAGUGUUGUAUCAGAAUGUCAUUUUUGGAAGCAUAUAGCUGUUAAUAUGCUUAGAUUGUUUUUACAUAUUUAUCAAUAUGUAAUUUGUAUGAUUCUUUGAAGGGACACCAUAAACUGAUUUCUUACCACAUGAAAUCGUUUAUAACAAGCA